This is a messenger RNA of Leptinotarsa decemlineata (Colorado potato beetle), 871 nucleotides long. RefSeq names its product circadian clock-controlled protein daywake. The record is from RefSeq and is a predicted model, not a curated record. Lineage: Eukaryota; Metazoa; Arthropoda; Insecta; Coleoptera; Chrysomelidae. Gene Ontology annotation, biological process: multicellular organismal reproductive process.
AAACAUAUUUGCAAGCAAUUAUCAUUUUGAUGUGAACAUAUAUUCCAACCUUGAAAUAAAAUACCAUCAUUGAUAUGUUUUUGUACAGGCUGAACUUUCUUGUAGUGUUAGCAGUGACUGCUACAUUGAUUUAUGGAUACCAAUUUCCUGACGCUUUCAAAAGAUGUCACUUCAGCGAUCCCAAUUUAGACAGCUGUCUGGAUUCCACAAUUGAAAACGCAUUCCAGAUUAUCGGGGGUUCAGGUAUAGCCGCCCUCAAUCUACCUCCGAUUGAUCCAGCGAAAUUCACCAGUAUAGUGAUAGGAGCAGGAACCAGUGCUGUGAACUUGGUACAGAAUUAUCACGACGUGAAAGUCAUUGGAUUUUCUAAAAUCAAAGUGAAAGAUUCACACUAUGAUUCACAGAAAAAUACUUUGGAAUUUUCUUCACUUCACCCAGAAAUUAGACAGGAAGCAAAAUACGAUAUAAAUGGUAAAAUAUUGGUAAUACCUGUUUUUGGGAAAGGUGACUCGAUAAUUACUUUACGUGAUGUCACAAUCGUCCACACUGUCACCUUCGAGAAGAAAACGAAAAAUAACCGAGCUCAUUUAACUGUGAAAAGUUAUGACAUGAAGAUAACCAUAAAGGGAGCUCACUUCGAUUUCAGGAACCUCUUUAACGGCAAUGAAAAACUAUCAGAUAAUAUUCACAAAGUCGUCAAUGAAAACUGGAAUGUGAUUUACGAAGAUGUUAGAGAAGGCGUGCAAAAAGCGUAUGGAGAAGCGUUCAAAUUGGUGACUAACGAGUUUUUCGAAAAAAUUCCUGUCGAUGAGAUUUUCUUGAAGUAGAUAUGUAUUGUGUAGUUUCUUCAAAUAUAUUUUUAUUAUCAUUU